Lodderomyces pseudojiufengensis is the source of this 1530-nucleotide messenger RNA. Its product is annotated as E3 ubiquitin-protein ligase. The coding region runs from base 1 to 1530 and encodes 509 amino acids. Gene Ontology annotation, molecular function: ubiquitin protein ligase activity; protein binding. Lineage: Eukaryota; Fungi; Ascomycota; Pichiomycetes; Serinales; Debaryomycetaceae. The record is from RefSeq and is a predicted model, not a curated record. Gene Ontology annotation, cellular component: U2-type catalytic step 1 spliceosome; Prp19 complex; cytoplasm. The transcript has a single exon. Gene Ontology annotation, biological process: protein ubiquitination; mRNA splicing, via spliceosome; DNA repair.
AUGUCACUCAUAUGUGCCAUAUCAGGUGAAUUAGUUAAAAAUCCAAUUGUUUCACCCAAAUCAGGGGCUAUAUUUGAAAAGAAAUACAUUGAGAAGUAUGUUCAAACUACUGGAACUGACCCAAUAAAUAAUGAAGCAUUGAGUAAAGAAGAAUUAAUAUCAUUGAAUUUGCAAGCAUCUACGACAACAGCAGCCCCAUCUACGACAAUAGCAGCCCCACCCUCAACUUCAGUCACAUCGAUUCCAAACCUUUUAUCAACUUUACAAAACGAGUAUGAUUCAAUGGUUUUAGAAAUUUUCACAUUACGAAAAAAUCUACAACAUUUGAAAUUAGAAUUAAGCUCAAGUUUAUAUAAAGCAGAUGCUGCUGUAAUCGUUGCGGCAAAAGCAUUGAGAGAGAGAAAUGAGGCUAGAGAAGCAUUGGAGAAAUUGAUUGCCUCAAUCGAAGUAAAUAAUAAGGAAGAAGUAGAGGACAAAAUUGAGCUGAGAAUAGAGGAGAGAAAAGAGCAGAAAGAAAUGGAAGUCAAAGAGGACGAACCUGUCGAGAAUGGAAGACCAGCAUCUAUUCAAGAUAUUGUCAUAGCAAGAGAUUCAUUAUUCAAACUACAUAAAUCGCAGAAGCCCAAAUUUCCAUAUGACAAAACGAAAAAACUCAAAUUGAAAUCAAUGGAUGUUGACAAGCAAUUAUUCAAGAACAAGAAUCUCUUUGUCACGUACAACAGCCAUGAAAAACAGUUUAUUACAAAUACUCCAAAAAGAGUUAAAGUAUAUGACUCAAUAACGGAAAAAUUGCGAGAGUGGGACCCCCAAUUAUCAACUAUUAAUUCUGUAACAAUCAACAACAAUGGCUUACUACUAGCAGCAUCAAAAUUAAAAAUUAAAUUUUCAAAUAACGAUACAUUAACUUUAAAAAGUCAUAUACAACUAAUCGUUUGUCAUCCAUCAUUAAAUUUAUUCGUAGUGAUUGAUAAUAAUCAUAUACAUGUGACAAAUACGAAGGAGAUUUUGAGCACCUAUAGUUAUCCCAAUGUGAGAAGGGCUGAGAUACAUGUGGAUGGAGAACUAUUAGCAGUGAUAAUCGAACAAGAGAUCAAAAUAAUUAAUUUAGUAACCGGGGAAGAAUUAGCUCAAUUCAAACCGACAUUCAAAUAUGUCUCUUAUAUAAAAUUUGCACCAAAUGGAUAUUGGUUUCUAAUAUUGUCGACUAACAAUAUAGAUUACAGUAAUCUACAAAUAAUUGACCUUAGGAGAAAUGAGGAAGUGAAUUCCAUAAAACUCAAACCACAUUGCACUGAUUUAAAGAUUGACAUAACUUCGAAUAUGAUAGUUUUGGCCCAAGGUGCAUCUCAUAUUUAUUCAUUAUAUGACAAAAAGUUGAAAAAAUGGAGUUCUCCUACUACUUUAGCAGGAAGUCAUGACUUUGACAAACUAUAUAAUUUCUCAAGAUAUGAUGACUUGAUGAAAGACGGGUUUUUGAAAUUUGCGUCUUUGUCUGAUAACAAUACUCUAACAGUAUAUGAAUUAGAAUGA